UGUGUUCCUGGCCAGGCCACGCCUUCCAGCAGUCUACGCUGACUGGGCGGCAAGGAAUGAGAGGAGCCAAUCAGAAACUCGGCACUCGGGGCUUGCUGGAAGGACGGACUCAGCUCUAGCAGCUCGCAGUCCACUUCCCUGGCGCUUAGGAGCGGGCCGCUAUCGCUACGUGGGACGUGGGAUUGUACGAAGCAGACGGGAUCUGUACCAUUCAUUCUAAGAUUUGGAGUCCUUUGUGCAUGAAGAAGAAAGGCCAAGACACAAUGGCGAGUGAAGCCAAUCAACAAACACAGUCCCUGGCCAAACCUGCUUUCACUGAGGCCCAAGCCUCCGCAUUGGUAGAAUCAAUAUUUGGAUUAAAAGUGUCAAAGAUCCAGCCACUUCCUAGCUAUGAUGACCAAAACUUUCACGUUCACAUCUCGAGAACCAAAGACACUGCAGAUGGCCCUGCUGAAUACGUCCUCAAAAUAAGCAACACUGAGACCAGCAAAAACCCAGACCUAAUUGAAGCACAAAAUCUUGUCAUCAUGUUUCUGAAGGCAGCUGGGUUUCCAACAGCAUCUGUGUGUCGCACUAAAGGGGACAACACGACCUCUCUGGUGUGCAUAGAUAACAGCUUGGAAACCAGAAGCCACCUGGUGAGGCUUCUGACGUUCCUCCCUGGAAGACCCGUAGCCCAGACGCCUGUCAGCCCCCAGCUCUUAUACGAAAUCGGGAGGCUGGCUGCCAAGUUGGAUAAGACACUGGAGACCUUCCAUCACCCGAAGUUAUUGAGCCUUCAUCGAGACGACUUCAUCUGGAAUCUGAAAAACAUUCCCCUUCUGGAGAAAUACCUGGAUGCUUUGGGCCAGAACCAAAACCGCGAGAUUGCCGAACAGGUCAUUCAGCUGUUCAAGAAGGAAGUGGUAACCAAGCUUAGUGAGUUUCGAGAAUGCAUCAAUCAUGGCGAUCUUAACGACUAUAACAUUUUAGUUCAGCCCAGCGAGUCAGCCUCUGGAGAUACUGUGCUCCAAGUGUCUGGAGUUUUAGACUUUGGUGACAUGAGCCAUGGCUGCUAUGUUUUUGAAGUGGCGAUCACCAUCAUGUACAUGAUGAUUGAAAGCAAAAACCCCCUACAAGUCGGAGGCCAUGUCCUGGCCGGGUUCGAAAGUGUCGACCCACUGACCGCCAUAGAGAGAGGUGCUUUGUUCCCUCUCGUGUGUGGUCGUUUCUGUCAGUCACUUGUCAUGGCUGCCUACUCUUGCCAGCUCUACCCAGAGAACAGAGAGUAUCUCAUGAUUACUGCAAAAACUGGGUGGAAACACUUACAGCAGAUGCUUGACCUGGGUCAGAAAGCAGUUGAGGAAAUCUGGUUUGAAACUGCCAGGUCCUAUGAGGCUGGGAGCGCCAUGUGACUGGGUAAGAGUUCA
This is a messenger RNA of Fukomys damarensis (Damara mole-rat), 1409 nucleotides long. RefSeq names its product hydroxylysine kinase (gene Hykk). NCBI's taxonomy places the organism in Eukaryota, Metazoa, Chordata, Mammalia, Rodentia, Bathyergidae. The record is from RefSeq and is a predicted model, not a curated record. The transcript has 6 exons. Gene Ontology annotation, molecular function: amino acid kinase activity. The coding region runs from base 240 to 1394 and encodes 384 amino acids.